Molecule: messenger RNA, 1770 nt
Organism: Acipenser ruthenus (sterlet)
Lineage: Eukaryota; Metazoa; Chordata; Actinopteri; Acipenseriformes; Acipenseridae
Product: signal-transducing adaptor protein 1-like
Exons: 12
Coding region: 200-1297 (365 amino acids)
Biological process (GO): cell surface receptor protein tyrosine kinase signaling pathway; positive regulation of B cell receptor signaling pathway
Molecular function (GO): protein kinase binding; signaling adaptor activity
Source: RefSeq, a predicted model, not a curated record
UGGUCUCAGUUCGAGUGUAGCAUUUCCUCAUGUCUACAGUCUAAACUGAACGCUCACUUUACUCUGUCUCCUUUCCUUCAAUCACUGCUGUUCUGGAUGUAGCACAGUGUUGAACUGGCUUCAGCCUUCAAUUGUUUGUGAGUAACUCAGAUGACUUUAACUGACUAGCUUCUCAUUUUUCAACGGAAUCGCAUUCGAGAUGGCUGCGCCAAAACCAACUCCGAGAUUUAUCAGUAAAGAACGAGGGAAAAUCACUGCCUUGCCAUUAUAUUGUGACGGAUUUGUGCGGAAAAAACACACGGGAGAAAAGGAUUUUAAUAGAUAUUUUGCAGAGCUCAGAGGGUCCACAAUUUUCCUGUAUUCAGAUGAGAAAAAUGCCACGUAUACUGAAAAGCUUGAGUUACAGAACCUGAAGUCACUGGAUACUUGGAGUCUGAAAGAGAAUUAUAUCUCUGCAGAGUUUACUCUAACACUGCUGAACGAGGAAGUUCGACUCAAGAUUGAAAAUCCUGAUGCUGGAGAGGAAUGGAAAGGGUUUAUUCUUACAGUGGCUAAGCUGGAAAUUCCUAGCAAGCUUCAGCUGCUUCCUGGACAACUGCUAAGACUGAAGGAAGUGUUGAAAGACGAAAAGCAACGACAAGCAAGACAGCCUGUGCCUGUAAAAGAGCAAGAACCACCUGAGGCUUCUAAUGUUCCGCAGUGUUUCUACUCUGUAUCUCGAAACAAAGCCAUAGAAAUGCUGGCAGAAUCCCCAGAGUUUGGAAACAUGAUCUUAAGACCUGGCAGUGAAAAGAUGAGUUUCGCAGUGACAGUCAGGCAGCUGCUCACUGAUGGACCAUCUAUAAAGCAUUACAAAGUGAUGUGUGCAGAGAAUGGCUUUUCCAUAGCGCUUGAUACUCCUGUCACUGUUUCCAGCCUCUGUGAUGUUACUGAUCAUUUUGUAAAAGAGACUAACGGAAAUCUCAGACCUUUCAUCCAGCCACACACUUAUGCCACCACAAUUGACCAGCCAGUUGUGCUCAAUGAAAGAAAAGAUCAGCAGAAGAGGCAAAUCCCCCAGGCAGUAGUUGCUCCAAUGAUCCAAAACCCAACUCCUCCACCAACUUCAAGUCAAAGCUCUGAUCACGAAUAUCUUGAAGUUAACUACAUCAAUGUAGAUGAACACGACAAAAAAAAUCAACUGAAUUUGAAGGAUGAUCGUCCUCUAAUCCAGGCUGUUCCAGUGCCAGACUCUGGCAUUUCAGAUGAGCUUUUAAAGGCAUUACAGAAAAGGAGAGCGACUCUUGGAGAUUAUUAACAACAAUUAAUGUAUCUGGAUGUAGCAAGCCUGUUUAAUGGAAAUCUACACUUAGACAAUAUCACGCUCCAAACCCACCAAUCAGUGAGACGUGUCAUGGUCAGAGCAGAACCUGUGUACUGCAGUACAUAAAGCCCUUUUUACUAAAUGAACUUCUGAGAAUUUGAAUAGUAAUAUAUAUAUAUAUGAAAUAAGGGUACAUCAUGUCUACUGGAAUACACCAAGUGGUUAAAUGAUCAUACCCUUUGCUAAAUGAUCUUUAAUUGCAAUGCAUCGAGUAAAACUGGCCUGAACAAGUUGAAGAACUGUACCAAUACACACUUCUAAUCCAUUGCAGUAAUUCAUAUUUUUCCAGUUUGCAGAUGGUUUAAAUUAUACAACUUUAAGUAAUAUUAUGGGAAAUGUAUUUGAGGAAAAUGCUGUUAAACAUUUAUAUAUUAAAUAAUAUCCACUUGUAUGUGAUUUAUGGCAAA